Metarhizium brunneum ARSEF 3297 is the source of this 999-nucleotide messenger RNA. Lineage: Eukaryota; Fungi; Ascomycota; Sordariomycetes; Hypocreales; Clavicipitaceae. The record is from RefSeq and is a predicted model, not a curated record.
AUGGGUACUCCGCGAAACCUGUUAAUGCUCUCCCGGCCAACCUUUACCAUGCGAUGUGGUCGUAUGCCCGUUUUGGUCAUUGCGUUAGUCGCCUUCCAUCUGUACUUGAUCAGAGCCUGGCUCGAGAAUCAGAAUUGGGAGUAUGGUGGUGUCGCGUCGAGCGCCCUCCUGGACGUGUCUGAGGCGGCGCAGAACGAGACUCUCGGUUUUGAGAAAAUUUAUUACAUCAGCCUGCCUCAUCGGACUGAUCGUCAGGAUAUGAUGACUCUGCUCGCCGCAUCUACAAACAUCAAGCUAGCCCUUCAACCAGGAGUAAAUGGAUCCAACGUCAACGACAAGGCGAAACCGAAAGGGACUAUUGUCUUGGAAGACGAUGCGGAUUGGGAUGUCGAGGUCCACGACAUAUUUCAGACAUUAAGUGUGCAAAUGAGGAAAGGCGAACUGAGAAAAUGGAAAGCUACAAAGUACGAGGCUAAUCACGCCCCUUAUGGCCUAGACUGGGACCUUUUAUACAUCGGCACCUGCUGGGACAUUCCCAAUGGAGAAAAUCGCCCGAAGCAUCAAGUGUAUAACGAUCGGUUUUCUCCAAGUUCAACCGAAAUGACCGAUUCCUUCCGUAAGGAACUAGAAGACUGGGGAGUUGACCUCGCGAAUAACACCCGAGUUCGAGUUUUGGCGCCGUCCUGGUAUUCCGUGUGCACUAUUGGCUAUGCAUUAACCAACCGAGGAGCCCAGAAGCUGCUGUAUACGAUAGGAAACAGGGAAAGUAUGGGAGCACCUAUCGAUCUGGCCAUGAUAGACAAGGUGCAAAAAGGAUACCUGGACGCUCUUACUGUAAUACCACCAUUGGUGACACCAUGGAAGACUGGGAGGGUUUCAGAUAGCGAUAUUGAUAAUCUCGCUGAGCGGAAAGGAGAACUUCCCUCUGGUAGCGAGAAUUUGCAAAACAGUGCGCGGAAGGCCAUGGAGAACUCUCUGCUCGGCGGCCAAGGAGACUAA